GAGAGAGAGCGAGGCGGACGAGCGAGCGAGCGAUGCGCUGAAGCAUCGAUCACGGACGAGCGCGCGGGGAUGAGCGAGCCGUUCAAUUAAAGCGUUCCAGAAGCGCGACAGAGACCGCGAAGGAACUGGGGGAGCGGAGCCGCGCGUGACUCGCUCGGAAAAUAUUAGUCGAGGAGGACGAGGCUUGUGCGAUGUUGCCUCUUAUUAGCGUGUCUGCCGAACGACAGUCGCGCUGAGAGUCGAGCCGGUUACUCGCAGCAUCGGUGAUCGUCCGCGGAUUUCUUGCGGAGGAGUCGGUGCACCGAGAACGGGCCGGCCAGUUCGAAAAAUUCGGUCAAAGUCCGCGGGACAUGCCGAAGAGAAUCUGAGCCGCGCGCGAUCGCGAUCGACGCGUCGUCGAUGCCAAACGUGCGAGACUGAUCCUCCCUCUUUCUCUCUCUCUCUCUCUCCCUCUCCCUCCGUUUCUCAGCCGUUCUCUCUCUGUUCCCGUCUCUUUCGCCGCUUCGAUUCUGUUUCGCGACGCCGAACGAUCGAAAACACGAUCGCGUUUUUUCGAAGCGUUCCAGACAAACGGAAUAUAGCCAUCGCGAACGAUGAAGUGGUGUUUAGUGAUGCUGAUCUUGGCCGGUGUCUCGUGGGCCGAAAACUCUCUCGACAACUCGGAAUACAUGAUCUUUUCGUGUCCGAAGCUCAACUCCCAGGAAGAGAUCGAUCUCGACAAGAUAAUGGGCAAGUGGUACGUGGUCGAAGUGUUGGAGCACAAAGCCGAUCCGCAGAAGCCCGCCACCAAAUCGUACAUCGUCGAUUCCUGUCCGAUUGUUAAGCUGACGUCGCUCAAGUACUUCUCGCUGAAGCUGUACUGGACCGAGGAAGCUGGGAACCUCGAAUACACUUUCCGGAUACCGAACGAAUCGAGGAAUCCGGGUGUCUGGGUAUCCAGCUCUCCGCAAAACGGAACGCUGGUGAGCAUGGCGGAGGGGCAGUACCAACAGUUCACCGGCACCGUGCACGUGAUGAAGGCCGUGGCCUCGGACAUGGUGCUAACUUUCUGCUCGGGACGCUCGGAUAAUCAGCUCUACUCUCUGCUGCUCGCGCGGGAGCAUAUCCUGCAGAAGAGCGACAAACGAGGCGUCCACAACCUGCUCGGUCGGCGUGGCUUGAAAAUCACCAGCAUUCGGGAGACCUGUAUGAACAACGCGGCACGAACGGGGCCGUACUUCGACCUGACCGGCUGGGUGACACUUAUGGGUGUCUUGUACACGAGCGUUCUCCUCGGCACGUGGUAGUGGUGAUCGCCUAAUGGCAACGGUUCUCGAGGCUUCGAGACGAAGAAGGCAUGCUCGAGCAGGGCUCGGACGGCCGGGAGCAGUUUCCGGAGCUCGAGGGCCACGCGCGGAGCCAAAGUCGAGAGAGUGAGGGUAGCGGCGUUGCGUGGUUGGGUCUCGGUGAGAGCUUAGUCGAGUUGUAGGGGUCGCGAGACGGCAUCGAUCGGUGGCGGUGCUUCGCUGACGGUGUGCUCCGCCCACCGGCUCUUCCCACUGGCCCUCGGAAGGUGCGGCUUGCUCCGCUAGCCGCUUCUGGCCCGCGAGAGUCCCGAUUCGAGCAUGCCCGAAUCGUGGGACGAUCGUUAGCUGACCAGGCAAAUCUGCAGACUGGUUUGCCCGAUCGAGUGCGAAGAUCAUUAAACGGGUCACUCUACGAGAGAGCCUCGACUGUCUCGAGAUGUUGAUCGUGCUGAAAGGAAAGAAAUAAAGAGGCAGGCGACUUCUGCCGGAAGAAGAGUAGUAGCAUCUGUUACGAAGCGACAGACUCGUUUAACGACGUAGCCGAUACCAGGAGCCCCGAGUCUCCUUUUGAUCGCGAAAGAAAGCCCUUAAUUGCCGACGCAGCUAACGAUCCCGCGUCUCGUGUCCGAUCCACGAGGCCGGCCCGAGUCCCCGACGCAAUCGUAAUAGGAAUCUCGGUUCGGUUGUCCGACGAACGAACGAGAAACGCGAAUCACGACGCUGGCAGCGUCCGCUGACUCUCACUCUUUCUCUCUCUCUCUCUCUCUCUCUCUCUCUCUCCCUCUCUUUCUUUCUCUUUCUCCUCUCUCUCUCUCUCUCUCUCUCUCUCUCUCUCGCUUUCUCUCACUCACAUCCCGAAACGCAGGAAAGAAAACUCGAAAAUCCGCGCUCCGACCACACCAGCUCGUCGCGAAUUCCUGUUUCUCUGGAUAAUGCCGUUCCGCCGGGACCGAUUCUGUUGGACAGUCCAUGUGCCGUUUCGUUUCGUUUCGUCCCGUUUCGUCUCAUCUCGUCUCGCCUGGAAUCACGUAGAUCUCGCGUCGUCCCAGUUCUCUCAAUUGCCGCUAUCGCGAUACCAUUUUUCCUCCUCGACGGAACGGUCCCCCGAGUUCCCUCGAAUGAACAAACAGACAUACUCGGGGCUCGACUAAACCGUGUAUACCCGUAAUAGUCGUGUCUCAUUUCCCAUGCAGAAUCGAAUUUGCGAUUUCGCAGUGUUCAAGCUUCCGCGGACUCACUCUUUCAGUACCGGAUCGUUGGCCAACUCAGCCGCGACUCUAUCGUCUCGUGCGUUAACGCGUUCGUUGCCACCUUUUGCCACUCGGUGACAGUCUCCGUAAUUAUCGAGCAACUUGGUGCCACUAACAUUCUCGUACGAGAGAUUUAUUUAUCAAAAUCUUGUAAAUUGCAACGCGAUCGAAUUCUGUUCGAUAGCGAACGUAUUAUCUGCUCUGAAGAAUUUAUCGUUCUAUUUAUAUUUGCUGUAAAUAAAGCCGACCGACUGUACCAUAAAUCCGCAGCGUUUUCCGAAACAAUUUUUUACGGCAUUGUGCACUGAUAAAAUGUAUUGAGAAGAGAUCGUAAAUAGCGAAAUGGAAUACAGUUUACAUUGAGUUGUUUAUUUUCGGAUCGAAAAUGAAAUGGUUGGGAAUAAAGCUACGGAUUUAUUGUACAGCGUGAAUUCUCCUGCCAGCGUUAGCCGACGCCGACACCUUUCCCUCGUCCCGUGAUUCCUUAGCCGAAGAACAGGAACAGUACCGUCGCGGAGCGACACACAUAUCAGCGCGACGAUCAUUGUCAGAAGGGAGGAGAGUUCGUUGGGCGACGUUCGAACGGAGGGAAGAAAAUAAAAGACGGGGGAGGAGUUCUGUCUGCGAAGCAUCGGGGCUGAAAGAGUUGAUCGCGGAGCACGCUCGUUCCUCCGGGAAACGAUCCUCGCCCGGAAGGAAACGGGUCUACCGUGAACAUUAGUCGCGUUAGAUAGCAUUGCAUGUUGUAUGUAUCUCGGUUCGUGGAUUUAAGAAGACAAUAGCAGUGUCGAGACGAUCGCGUUCUUCUACGGAGAUCGAUACAGUGUAGCCGAUUAUAAGAGAUUCGUCCUACUAAACUUCGCGAACGAGCGGGAGGGAAAACG
Molecule: messenger RNA, 3420 nt
Organism: Megalopta genalis
Lineage: Eukaryota; Metazoa; Arthropoda; Insecta; Hymenoptera; Halictidae
Source: RefSeq, a predicted model, not a curated record